AUGCGUGAGAUUGUGCACUUGCAGACCGGCCAGUGUGGUAACCAGGUCGGUACCAAGUUCUGGGAGGUACUCUCGGACGAACAUGGCAUUGAUGGCGAUGGCAACUACGUCGGCACAUCGCCGCUGCAGCUCGAGCGUAUCAAUGUGUACUACAACGAAGCGGCCGAAAACAAGUACGUUCCGCGUGCUGUCCUUGUCGACUUGGAGCCUGGUACGAUGGAUGCGAUCCGCUCCAGCAAACUGGGCGGUCUUUUCCGUCCCGACAACUUUGUGUUUGGCCAGAGUGGCGCCGGUAACAACUGGGCGAAGGGUCACUACACGGAGGGUGCAGAGCUCGUGGACUCGGUCAUGGAUGUCGUGCGUAAGGAGGCGGAGAACUGUGACAUGCUCCAGGGCUUCCAGAUCACGCACUCGCUCGGUGGUGGUACCGGUGCCGGUAUGGGUACGCUCCUCAUCUCCAAAAUCCGUGAAGAGUACCCAGACCGUAUGAUGGCCACCUUCUCCGUGAUGCCAUCGCCCAAGGUCUCAGACACAGUCGUGGAGCCGUACAACGCGACGCUCUCCGUGCACCAGCUCGUGGAGAACUCGGACGAGACGUUCUGCAUUGAUAACGAGGCGCUGUACGACAUCUGCUUCCGCACACUCAAGCUCAAGACGCCGACGUACGACGACCUGAACCAGCUUGUGUCGCUGGUCAUGUCGGGUAUUACGACGUGUCUGCGUUUCCCUGGCCAGCUGAACUCGGACCUGCGCAAGCUCGCUGUCAACAUGGUGCCAUUCCCGCGCUUGCACUUCUUCAUGGUCGGCUUUGCGCCGCUGACGGCGCAGGGCAGCAAGCAGUACCGCGCCGUGACCGUCCCGGAGCUGACUUCGCAGAUGUUCGACUCGAAGAACAUGAUGGCCGCGAGCGACCCACGUAUGGGCCGCUACCUGACCGUGGCUGCGUACUUCCGUGGCAAGCUGUCGAUGAAGGAGGUCGAGGAUCAGAUGCAGGCAAUCCAGACGAAGAACUCGUCGUACUUUGUGGAAUGGAUUCCGAACAACGUGCAAACCGCUCACUGUGAUAUCGCGCCGCGCGACCUGAAGAUGUCCGUUACGUUCAUCGGUAACAACACGGCCAUCCAGGAUCUCUUCAAGCGUGUGUCGAGUCAGUUCCAGGCCAUGUUCCGUCGUAAGGCGUUCUUGCACUGGUACACUGGCGAAGGUAUGGACGAGAUGGAGUUCACCGAGGCCGAGUCGAACCUCGCGGACCUUAUCAGCGAAUACCAGCAGUACCAGGAGGCCACCGCCGACGAUGACCUCGAAGAGUACGAUGGCUACGAAGGCGAGGAAGUGUACGAGGACGAGAUGUAA
This is a messenger RNA of Malassezia pachydermatis, 1353 nucleotides long. Its product is annotated as tubulin beta chain. Lineage: Eukaryota; Fungi; Basidiomycota; Malasseziomycetes; Malasseziales; Malasseziaceae. The transcript has a single exon. The coding region runs from base 1 to 1353 and encodes 450 amino acids. Gene Ontology annotation, biological process: microtubule cytoskeleton organization; mitotic cell cycle. Gene Ontology annotation, molecular function: GTP binding; GTPase activity; structural constituent of cytoskeleton. The record is from RefSeq and is a predicted model, not a curated record. Gene Ontology annotation, cellular component: cytoplasm; microtubule.